GGAAUGAAUUAGCUAGACAUUCCAUUGUUAGUGACAUGUAUUUUUAAACAUAAACAAACGUUACAAUAAUACACUUUUAUACCAAAAGGCAAAAAACUUAUAUUCAAAUCUAAAUAAAAAUAAAAUGGUUGUUGUUUUGCUUUGAAAAUAAAAUAAAGCAGUCGAGAUUGGAGCGUAAGCGCCAGCCAUCUUUAUAUAUUUCUACUUCUAACAACAGAAAACAAGGCCCCGAUAUUAAUAUCAUAUCAACACGCUUUACUAUAUAGUCAUUAUUUGACUUUUAAUAUAAAGAAAAGUAACGCGAUGGUUACGAUAUUAAUAUAUAUUGCAUGUUAGCUCCCAUCAACAUCCAAAGCUUAAACCUUCUCACUCUCUCUUCUCAAAUGGAGGCUGAUGAUUUAACGAAACUCUCUCUUCUCCAACGCAGAAACGGCGCCGUUUCACAAACUCUAGACUUGGAGCUCCUCUCAGUCAACAAAUCUUCUGAUGAUCCUCUUCUACGUUACACCUCCCUAAGAGACAUCCUCCCUUCAUCCACAGCCACCACUGAUUCCCCUGCCGUCUCUGUAGCGGCUCCCAUCAUCUCGAUCCGCAACCGCCUUGUAAAGCAAGCCGCUUGUGCCUACCUUCAGCCUGCUACUCCAACUCCUUCGUCUAACUCUUCGUUCUUCCGCCGUGUUUCUUCCUCUUUCCUCCGCAUCCUAUCCGCCUUAUUCGAUUCCAUCCUCCGCCUCUUCCCAUCACCCCGGAGAAUAUUCAGAGCUUAGUGGUAAACAGAGAGACUUGACAAACUAUUCCCACGUCAUCAUCUCUGUUUUUCCUUUUUUUUUUUUCAUUUCAAAAUUUAUGUUCUUUUAUUUCAAACAACUCGUGAAUGUUUUUGAUGUUCAUGUAAUACGCUUCAGUUUGAGCCCUGGAACUUGCGGGCUUAGCUUUGGCGCGAGUCUCCGUGAGCGAUGUUUACUCAGUUACUUUCGCCGGUUCUUGUAAGACAAUUGUGCCAGAGACCAGUUAAAUAAAUAAAAAAAAAAGAAAACAAGGCGCUGCCGUCAAAUUUUGUUUUUAGUUGGAUAAAUCAUUGUUAUGUAAUUUUUAGAUCUUUAAACACUGUUAUGUAAAAAAUUUUAGAUGGUAGAGUGAUCAGGCAAUCCAAAAAAGUGUAGGUGUUUAAAACAUGUUUCGAUAAAAACAAAAAAUAAUCAACGUGAAAAAGAGA
This is a messenger RNA of Brassica napus (rape), 1216 nucleotides long. RefSeq lists its product as uncharacterized. The record is from RefSeq and is a predicted model, not a curated record. NCBI's taxonomy places the organism in Eukaryota, Viridiplantae, Streptophyta, Magnoliopsida, Brassicales, Brassicaceae. The transcript has a single exon. The coding region runs from base 330 to 767 and encodes 145 amino acids.